AUGGAGGGAGGAAGCCGCCGGGCCGCAGCGGCUUCGCCCGUCCUCCCGGUCCCGGACGAGCUCAUCGUCGAGAUCCUCGCGCGGCUGCCGGCCAAGUCGCUCUGCCUCUGCGAGUGCGUCUCGCGGGCCUGGCGCGCCUUCAUCUCCGAUCCGGCCAACCGCCGCAGGUUCGCGCAGACGCUGUCGGGCCUCUUCUUCUCCCGUCCCUACGGCAGCCGCCCGACCUGGGACUUCAUCGGCUUGUCUAUGUCUUCGGUUUUGCCUCCGCCUCCCGGGGUUGAUAUGACUCUCUCCUUCCUUCCCCCCACCUGUGAGCUGCUGGACUCUUGCAACGGGUUGCUCCUCUUGCGGAGCGAGGAAUAUUGGCAACGACAUUCACCACCACCCUUCUACAUCGUGUGCAAUCCAGCCACCGGGGAGUGGGUUACCUUACCCCAACCAAGCCGCGUCCCAGGUCUUAUUGACUAUUAUGACGGUGGCCGCUUACUUUAUGUUGAUAGCAAUCUCGACUCAAGUGAUGCCAUGUCAAUCUAUGUUCUUGAGGAUCAUGACAGUGAGGAGUGGAUAUGGAUCUUUAAACAAAGCAUCAACAAGCCAGAUCUAUUUGGACCAAGAAUGCCAGGAAGGGUAUCGGACUACUACACAGCUGCGUUUCAUCCAGACAGCGAUUUGAUCUUCUUCUAUGAUUGGUUAAAGAAAAGACUGGUGUCCUAUGAUAUGAAACACAGGGAUGUGCAUGUUAUCUGUACUCUAGAAGUUCCCUAUUUUGAGUUUCUACCAACAGAAGAUGUGCAUCGUAAAUUUUUCCCAUAUGUUCCGUUGUACUCAGGGGCAUUACCAUCAUCUAGUCUCAGCUAG
Messenger RNA from Miscanthus lutarioriparius, 858 nucleotides. Lineage: Eukaryota; Viridiplantae; Streptophyta; Magnoliopsida; Poales; Poaceae. The record is from the annotation of a GenBank genome assembly.